AUGCUCCGUGACCGCGCCGUGUGUGGCAUAGACAACGUCGAUGUCCAGACAAGACUUCUGAAAAAACUGGACCUCACAUUCGACGACGCUGUGCAGACCGCCCUGGCAAUGAAAGCAGCAAAAAAAGGACGCAGGACGCCGCUAGCACCUCCGCCUUUCACCGUCACUGUUGACGUUUGCGGCAAGCCGCUUCGCAUGGAAGUGGACACGGGAGCAAGCGUCUUUAUCAUGGCCAAGUCGCGCCUUCUUCAGCUUUUGCCUUCGGUUCCUGUGCAGCCGUCACAAGUACUUCUGCAAAGCUAUUCCGGGGAACUAAAAAAGGUUCAGGGCAAAGCCGACGUCAGCGUGAAGCUUCAUGGCAGGGAGGCCGACCUACCUAUUUUUCUGACCAGAAAUGGAUCGCCCACUCUUCUUGGACGCAACUGGAUGCGUGAGCUGGGCAUCAGCAUCUCCGACCUUGAUGUGAACAUCCACGCACUUUCCGACAUCAAACACCUAGUCCAAGAUUACGCCGAAGUGUUUGAAGAAGGCCUGGGUACAUUCAAGGGUGCUAAAGCUUCUCUACAUGUUCGUUCAGAUGCUCCGCCUCGGUUCUUCAAGCCACAUCCACUGCCGUAUGCCUUGACAGAUGGAGUAACUCAAGAAAUCCAUAGACUGAGAAUAGAUUCCAUUCUUGUUUCAGUCAAAACAGCAAAGUGGGCUGCACUUAUUGUUCCUGUGACCAAAAGGGAUCGACGCAUCAGAAUCUGUGGAGACUUUGGUGACACCAUAAACUCAGUGGCAACAGUGGAGCAGUACCCCAUUACAAGGAUCGAGGACCUGUGGACUGUGCUUGAAGGAGAUGAGAAAUUCACAAAAUUGAAUUUGCGAGAUGCGUACCAGCAAGUUGUCCUUAACGAGGCCUCUAGGAAGUACGUCACCAUUUCGACGCAUAUGAAGUUAUUUCAAUACACCAGGUUGCCUUUUGGCGUCUCAUCUGCUCCUGUCAUAUUUCAGCGCGAGAUGGAGAACUUGUUCAAGGGACUGGCACAUGUGCCAGUCUAUUUCGACGACAUUCUUGUGACUGGCGAAAAUGAUGCUGAGCACCUUCUCAACCUUCGUGCUGUGCUUAGCAAACUUCAGGAAUCUGCCCUCAUGUUGAAACUUGAAAAAAAUGCAACUUCUUCGUGCCACAAGUUGACUGAACAAGUUGUACAAACUGUGAAGAACAAAUUCAAGAAGUCUGGUUCUGGGAACUUCCAAAGGCACAUCUCCAGGUUUCUAUUCCACUAUAGGACCACGCCACAUGAAGUGACAGGUCGGCCACCGUGUGAACUCUUGACGGGAAGAAUGUUCAAGACUCCGUUGGAUGUCCUCAGACCAAGCCUGCAGGCAUCUGUAUUUCUAAAUCAACUCAAGCAGAAGUUGUAUGCUGACAGAGGGUCCGGGCAGGCUCCAUCACUGCAGCCAGGUGAUGAUGUGUACGUGCGAAACUUUCGCAGGGGCACACCCUGGGUGCCUGCCAGUGUCGUGGACGGCACUCCAUCAUCAGCCAGUGCCCGUUUUGAAGAUGGCACCUUGAGAAACUGA
Rhipicephalus microplus (southern cattle tick) is the source of this 1569-nucleotide messenger RNA. RefSeq lists its product as uncharacterized. The record is from RefSeq and is a predicted model, not a curated record. NCBI's taxonomy places the organism in Eukaryota, Metazoa, Arthropoda, Arachnida, Ixodida, Ixodidae.